Messenger RNA from Daldinia caldariorum, 2715 nucleotides. RefSeq lists its product as uncharacterized. The transcript has 3 exons. The coding region runs from base 127 to 2334 and encodes 735 amino acids. The record is from RefSeq and is a predicted model, not a curated record. NCBI's taxonomy places the organism in Eukaryota, Fungi, Ascomycota, Sordariomycetes, Xylariales, Hypoxylaceae.
UGUUAGCUACUUCUAUACCUCAUAUUCCCACCCCCUUAUGCUAACCCCACUCAUAACGAAGAAAUCACAUUACGCUUAUUUCCCUCUGUUUCUUGCCCUAGACGAUUGAGUAGACUAUAUACAGUGAUGGUUGAGUCUAAAGAUCGGCCUGAAUCAAGCGAAGGCUAUGGAUUAGUGAUUGACUUCAUUGAGAAUGAUCUCCCAAAGCAUCACGCUUACUUUGGAACUCUACCUGUACGGCAUUAUAAGCAACACAUCCAAUAUACCGACAAUAAAUGUGAGAAGAUGCCAGUAAUGGCGCGUCCUGAACCUACAAUGUUGUUGGAAUCAACCCCCGGAGCUAGCGCGAAGCCAAAUGAAAACGCUGCCAUCGCCAUGUCGUAUUGGAACAUGGUCUUCCCAACAGCCAAGUCAAGAUUCGAAUCUAUGCCACAGGAAGAUGUGCCCAAGCAUCGCAAGCCAGAGUACGAUAUUCGCAGCAGCGGAACUUGGGCAGACGUAUAUAAUAAGCUCAACAAUGCUCGACAGUAUUACACCAAUGAAACGGGAAUUAGGGGAGGAAUUCGGCGCGCUUGGCAAUGGACCGUAGAUAAUGCCGCCGAGCCCAUGAUUGGAGCUACCAAAGUGAUCCCACAGAUGGAUAUUGUUACUCCGGUUCUUGCAGCUGUGCAGAUCAUCCUCGAGGCUGCUAAAAAAGGUGCCGAAGUCAAGAAAGAAGUGUUGAACGCAUUCGAUGAGCUCGAGGAUGUGUUUCGCGAUGUCGAGUUAUUCCUCGGGUCGUUUAAGGGGGAAGACCUCAUUCUCGACCAAGUGGUGAGUUUAGUAGUGAGUGUGUUGUUCGCUAUAGAAAACGGCAUAUCAUUCUUUACCCGUCCUGAGCUGGUCCGUGGAUUCAAAUCGAUUCUUGAAGGGAAAGGGUACGAGAAGCCCCUUCUCGAUAGUCUUGCCACUAUCACAUCCCAGAGCAAGAAACUGAUGGCACAAGCGCUAAAAACCCACAUUCGCGACUUCAACGGAUACUCACAAGCGAGCUUGCAGAUUCUUAAGUCUAUCCAACAAGGCAGCGGGGAAAUAGCUAUUAAAGUUGACGGCAUAUCCGGUAAAACCGACAAGGUAUACGAUGAGGUCCAUAUCCUGAACAACAGUAUCUCCCUCCUGCUGGACAGACACGACGAAGAAAUGAAGGCUUUGACACGUGAAGUUCACUGGAACAAAAAUAGGAUUGAUGACCAAGAACGACUGCUUGUCGCCCGCGCACAAGAACUCGAGUAUCUACGAAACGUCGUUCGGAGCACUUCCCCUUACCAACCAAGCUCAGCAUGGGCACCCCCAUAUCCAUCCCACCCACCCCCCUUCCUCCCCCGGACGGAAGAGACUCCAUAUAUCGGCCAGGAUGAGCUAUGGUCUCUACUAGCGAUCGACGACAUCGACACGACCGACAUAGACGCGAUCGAGGGGAAAAGGCAAGAACUUCCCCUGCAAGAUCGCAGGCGGACGGAGCAGAUUGUCCAGGACCAGAAAUUCCAGGACUGGAUCGUGGCCCCGGCGUCCACGAAGCUGAUGGUCUGCGGCAACUUCUCCGGCUUCAUGGUGGAGACCUCCGCGCUAUCGCUCUUCUGCACGACCCUCGCGAAAGCAUUCCGGUCUCGGAAACGCUACGUGUGCCUCGUGUGGUUCUGCGGCCGCCAUUUGGGAUACGACGAUGAAUCUGAUUCCGAGUCGAGCGAGGAGGAGGACGAUUAUUAUUACGAUGAUGGGUUCAACGGGGGACAAGACGAAGAAGAAGAUGAUGAUUACAGCCCGGGGACUAAGCUGGGCGUGAUCAAACGGAUGGUGCGAAGCCUGAUUGCGCAACUACUCUGCGAUUAUGACUUUGGUCCGAUGCACCUCUUGCCUCCAGAUGUGGACCCUGAAAUCAUUGGGGAAGGCCAUAGCCUAUCGCAACUGAGGCGUCUGUUUUGUUGGUUGGUCCGACAGCUGCCUAAGGAGAUAACGCUUUUCUGUCUGAUAGACGGCAUCGUGUUCUACGAGCGGGAAGACUUUGAAGACCCAAUACUUGAUUUCCUGGGUGACAUCCUCGAGCUCACCGUCUCCGAUGAUGUGUCAGCACCGGUUAAAGUGCUAGUGGCCAGCCCACGACCGACGUCAACGGUCAGAAUAGGGUUCGAGGAUGAUUCGGACGGCGCUAGGGAGAAGGCUACUUCCAUACUAUCCAUGGAUUUACUAACUCCAUUAUACGUGGAUAUCAGUGAUGAAAGAGUUAACAGAAAUCUGGGAGGAAUUGUGAAUGACAGUACAGGGGAAGAAACUGAAGAGUGCGAUCUGGUAGAGUAAGGAAAUUGACUUGGCCGUGGGCAGAAUAGAAGUACAUAUAUGACAUUUACGCUUUCUUCUAUGCUCUACUCUUUUCCCUCUUCCUCCUCAUCCCAACCAUACGCAUACACGACAAGUCGCUGCCGUAGCAAUAGCCCUAAAUCUUCGAUACCCGCUGGUGCAAGAACAUUGGGCAGGUCUCUCUCUUGAAUCCCAGUCGAGAUUCUGUACAGCACAAUCGACAACACCUAACUUUCGCAGCUCAUAGACGCGGACGCACGCAAAUCCCCCUCCAAAAACUUAUCUCAUCUAACCAAUCCGCCGAGCGCAUGAUCAGAUCAUCCUACUACCCUCAAUCUCACGUUCAACACCUUGAAUAACACCUACCUAAGGUAUCUUAGG